This is a messenger RNA of Saprolegnia diclina VS20, 2723 nucleotides long. RefSeq lists its product as hypothetical. The record is from RefSeq and is a predicted model, not a curated record. Gene Ontology annotation, molecular function: protein binding. Lineage: Eukaryota; Oomycota; Saprolegniomycetes; Saprolegniales; Saprolegniaceae. Bases 1 to 2667 code for a protein of 888 amino acids. The transcript has 14 exons.
AUGCUGCUUGCAACGAUGUGGCGCGCGUCGAUACCGCAGACACUCGACGGCGUUCGUCACACCUUCUUCCCCUUGGUCGAGCAUCUGCAACUCCGGGCAUCGGACGCGCGCGUCCAAGACUUGCUAGUGUACUUGGCGACCGAGUGCAAGGCAGCUUUCGUCGGUGGUGGCGCGCUCGCCCCGCUGCCAGACUUCAACGGCUACGCCAUCACCGACAUUGCGCUGGACGAGUCGCACUGCGACCCGUGUGCUGACGUUGGCCGCUUCUUUCGCACCGGCAACUGUACGACGAUGACGGUCGAGGUGAAGUGGAGCCCUUCCAGCCCGAACAAUCUCUGCGAUGAAGUCGAGGCUGUCGUGGCGCGCAACCCGGAACGCCUCGUGCUCGAGACCACACAGUUUAAAGUGGAGCUACACAAGCGAACGUGGCCUGGCAUGCGAUCAGCGGAAGCGGCAGCAGAGCAUGCGUACCGCGAGGCGAGCUACGACGACAUUCGCAUGGAGCAGAACCAGGAGAAGAAGACGACCGAGCACCAAGCCAUCGACUUUUACCAAAAGGGCGUUGAGAUUGCGCACAGCGCGACGGGGGCCGAGGACCAUGUCAAGGCGAUUGAGCUCAUCUCGAUGGCGAUCGCCGUCCGACCAGGUCACGCCCGGUAUUUCCUUGCGCGCGGCAACAGCUUCCGCGCCAUCAACGAGUUUGAGGCCGCGAUCGCCGACUUUGACAUGGCGAUUUCGCUCGACGACAAGUGUCCGACGUACUAUGCGAGCCGAGGCACGUGCUUUCGCAAGCUCGGACGGGCCGCCGAUGCGCUCGAAGACUUUACGCUCGCGAUCGAGUACGAUACCAAGCGGGGAACCCACUACUUCAACCGCGCGCUCGUCCUCUACGACAUCAACCACUACGAGCUCGCAAUCUGCGACUUUACCAAAGCCCUCGACGAUGCGUCGGGCGGACCUCGCACCGAGUUUCGCGCGCUCCAUAGCCGCGGCAACUGCUACCGCCGGCUCGGGCUCUUUGACAAGUGCGUGGACGAUAUGAUGCAAGCGAUCAAGCUCGAGCCGCGCAACUCGACGGUCUACAACUCGCUCGCGCAGUGCUACAUGGAGUACCACGACUUGGAAAGUGCGAUCAAGCACUUUUCGACCGCGAUCGCGCUCCUGGAUUCCAACCCGGCGUACUACAACAACCGCGGUCAAGCGUAUUUUGAAAAGGGGCACGAGUACUAUCGCAUGGCGCUCUCGGACUUUCAUUUGGCCAUCAAACUCGACGGCAAGGACGCCCAGGCCUACUACAACCGCGGUCUCACGCGCAUCGCGGUCGGCCUUGAAGAGAUUUCGGCGCAAGAGACCGCCAACCAGCUCGCCCACGAUCUCCUUCUGCGCUCCGAGCUCGAGUCGUCCGAGGACCGAAAUGGACCCAAAACCAGCAGCAACAGCACGACGGCUGAGGCGCCAGCGACGACCACCGGUGCGAUGAGCAUAUUCGAGCAGCUGGAAGCGGCGCUGGCCGACAUGGACAUGGCGUGCAGUAUCGUGCCCGAGUCGCCGCGGUAUCUCUUUGGGAAAGCCAUGGUCAUGCAUCUCAAGCGGCACCCGCAGCAGACGCAGCACUUUCUCGACAUGGCGCUGCAGCUUGACCCGGCGCACGUGGCCUCCAAGUACCACAUUGGCCUACUGCAGCACGAAAACCACCAGCACGAGGCCGCGGUCGCAACGUUCACAGCGGCCAUCCACGACCUGCCGACGGAGCCGGCCUUUCUUGCCGCCCGCGCGCUCUUGUUUCAAGACAUUGGACUGCACGAGCUCGCGAUCGAGGACUACUCGAGUGCGAUAGCGGUCGCGCCAUCGCCCGACGCACUCCACGUCUACCACCGCGGCGAGAGCCAUUUACGGCUGAGUCACUUCGACGCGGCGGUCGCCGACCUCUCGCUGGCGCUGACCUUUGGCGCGUCCGGCCCAGGCAUAUACAAUGCACGGGGACUCGCCCACCGUGGGCUUGGGCUGUACGAGCUCGCGAUCGCCGACCUCUCGAGCUGCGUCGAGCUCAACAAGCGCGAACCGAGCUUCCGGCUGCACCGCGCGAUCUGCUACCUCGAGUGCUGCGAGUACCAGAAGGCCCAUCUGGACCUGGUUGUCGGGCUCAAGCUCGCGCCGACGGACCCGCGGCUUCUCUUCCACGCCGGCAUGGUCCUCUUCCACCGGCUUCAGUUCCCCGAGGCCAUCGUGCAGCUGCGAUCGGCGCUGGCGCACGCCCCCAGCAUCUCGUACCUCUCGGAAAUUCACUAUUACAUUGGCCUCGCGUACGCGUCGAUCGAGCGCUGCAUGGACGCGAUCGAGAGCUUCACCGACGCGAUUGCGACGGCGCAAGACGAGCAGCUCGUCUACUUCCACGAACGCGGCAAGGCGCUGCAGCUCGAGCGCUACUACGAAGAGGCCAUCGACGACUUCUCGCACGUCCUCAAGCGGAAUCCGACCAACGCCCACGCGGCCUUCCGGCGCGGCUUCGCAUACAAGGCGCUCGGGCGACACGCCGAGGCCGCCGCCGACAUCCAAAAGGCGCGCUUGCUCGACCCGACCAACCCGCGGCUCAUGGUCAACUUCAAGGAGCUCCACGGCACCGACUGCAUUGUCCUUUGUGCCCCGGGGCACGAAAAGACCUUUUGAUUCUCAACUGAGCAACGUAGAUAAAUGUACGAAGAUGUUCAUGCAGUUGGCAUUAC